GAGGCGGAGGCGGACCCCCACGCGCGCCACCUCUACGACGCCGACAUGCUGAGGCACGCCGUGCCGGACGCCCCGCACUUCGUCAUGUUCUUCGCCCCGUGGUGUGGACACUGUCAGCGUCUGCAGCCAACUUGGAAUGAACUGGGAGACAAGUACAACAGUGUGGAAAAUUCACAAGUCUAUGUUGUGAAAGUGGAUUGCACUAAGGAUGCUCCACUGUGUUCUGAAUUUGGUGUCAGAGGAUACCCAACCCUAAAAUUAUUUAGACCAGACCGAGAAACGCUGAAGUAUCAAGGAGGUAGAGACUUUCAGUCACUGGAAAACUGGAUGUUGCAGAAUCUAAAAGAGGAAUCUGUUGAGCAAGAAUCUGAAUCGGAGCCUCUGAAAGAACCUGAAUCAAAGAAUGGCCUGUAUGAGCUCUCAGCAGCUAAUUUCAAAACACAUAUAGCACAAGGUGGCCACUUUAUCAAAUUCUUUGCCCCGUGGUGUGGCCACUGCAAGGCCCUGGCUCCAACGUGGGAACAGCUGGCUCUGUUCCUAGAAAAUUCCGAGACUGUCAAGAUUGGCAAGGUGGACUGCACACAGAAUUCAGAAAUCUGCUCGGCAAACCAAGUACGAGGCUAUCCAACACUCCUUUGGUUCAAAGACGGAGAAAAGGCUGACCAGUACAAAGGAAAGAGAGACUUGGAUUCCUUGAAGGAAUAUGUGGAUUCCCAGAUAAAAAUUCCCAAGGAAGAUUCUGCUGAUGCUAAGCCUACUGAGGCACCACCACCACAAGAAAUAAUUCCUGAGGGAGAGGCCAAGGUCCUUUCCCUCUCUGAAGAAGACUUUGAUCAAGAGGUUUCCAAAGGGAUCACUUUCAUUAAGUUCUAUGCUCCUUGGUGUGGUCACUGUAAAAACCUGGCUCCCACUUGGGAGAACCUCUCAAAAAAGAAUUUCCCAAGCCGAAUGGAUGUCAAGAUAGCAGAAGUAGACUGCACUGUUGAACCUAAUGUCUGCAACAGAUAUUCUGUGCGCGGCUACCCAACGCUGAUGCUUUUCCGUGGAGGGGAGAAAGUGAGCGAACACACCGGGGCAAGAGAUCUUGAAACACUGCAUAACUUCGUUUUGCGGCAAGCAAGGGACGAACUGUAAAGUGUACCUGUUUGGAUGCCCCCUGCCCUUGGCUGUGUCUGCCCAGUAAACAUGGGAAUUGAAUCAUGGUUACCAGUUUUCCAGUAGUGGUUAUUGGGGAACUGAAUGU
This is a messenger RNA of Euleptes europaea (tarantolino), 1243 nucleotides long. It is a transcript of the gene TXNDC5, whose product is annotated as thioredoxin domain containing 5. Lineage: Eukaryota; Metazoa; Chordata; Lepidosauria; Squamata; Sphaerodactylidae. Gene Ontology annotation, biological process: protein folding. The transcript has 10 exons. The coding region runs from base 46 to 1134 and encodes 362 amino acids. The record is from RefSeq and is a predicted model, not a curated record. Gene Ontology annotation, molecular function: protein disulfide isomerase activity. Gene Ontology annotation, cellular component: endoplasmic reticulum.